Molecule: messenger RNA, 465 nt
Organism: Photinus pyralis (common eastern firefly)
Lineage: Eukaryota; Metazoa; Arthropoda; Insecta; Coleoptera; Lampyridae
Product: circadian clock-controlled protein-like
Exons: 5
Coding region: 13-465 (150 amino acids)
Source: RefSeq, a predicted model, not a curated record
UGCACAUCUAAAAUGCAAUUCCAUUUGCAAAUAUGUGCACUUGUUGCACUUGGUGUAACUGGCAUAACUUCAUCAGCAUCUUUACCGAGCAUUUUCAAAAAAUGCAAGCUGGAAGACGAAUCCUGUCUGAAAUCCAGUGCAGAAUAUGCGAUAGCGAAUUUAGGGAACGGUUUAAAGGAGUUGGGUAUUGAUAGUAUUGAUCCCCUGCACGUAGGCACAACAGAGAUACUGCCCAAACCCGGACCUAUGAACAUUUAUCAACGAUAUGAAGAUAACAAGGUGGGACAUUUACCCAAAUUGAAUGUGAAGCAGUUUAGAGUCAAUUUGGAUAAAUGUGAAAUGUCCUUGGAAACGUUUCAUCCCGAGCUACGUCUAUAUGGCAAUUACACUUUAAAAGGGAAUCUCUUGGGUGAAGAAAUCGACGCUCGAGGAGAAGGAAAAGGACUCGUAUGUAAAGAAACGUAG